AUGCCGAAAAGAUUGGCUAUAGUUGGUGCAGGUCCAGGUGGUCUUGCUACGGCAAGAGUGUUUCUUGCCAAUUUUCCUGGAAUUAAAAUUAAUCUAUUCGAGUCUGACUAUAGUGUAGGUGGCAUAUGGCAUUACCCAGAGGCCGAUAAUGAUCACAGGGUGAUGUAUGACCAUUUGGAGACAAACAUUACGAAAUACCUGAUGAGAUUUAGCGGCUUCCCAUUCCCAGAUGACGUCCCCCUGUAUCCAUGGAGACAGAAUGUGUACGACUAUUUGAUAAGCUAUUAUGAAAAGUUUAUUAAACCGAGCCAGAACUUCAAUGUUCAUUUGAAUUCACGGGUCGUUGAACUGACAAAAGGUGAUAACGAGUGGACUUUGGUCUCUAGAAAUACAGAGACAAACGAAGAAACUACCUUGAAGUUUGAUUUCAUUGUUCUGGCAAAUGGCCAUUUUUCAGUACCAAAUGUUCCAGUUGAUAAAGUGCCGGGUUUGAGUGAAUGGAUCGACCACGGCGCUGCUGUUCAUUCCAAGGUUUUCAAAAAUUGCAAAUUUGCGCGUGAUAAGACCGUUGUGGUCGUUGGAAAUGGCUCUUCUGGUCAAGACAUCGUGAACCAACUUGCUUCCGUUGCCAAAAAAGUAUAUCGUAGCGUUACUGAUGUUAAAAGCGAUUUAAUUCCUGAUGAUUUCCCAACUCCGGAUGUCGUAGAGACAGUUCCGAAAAUUGAGUCAACAGACUAUGCUCGUAGGACGGUUAAAUUGCAAGAUGGUAGAAUUUUGGAGAAUGUCGAUAAUUUGAUUUAUGCGACAGGAUUUUACUACUCUGCACCUUUCCUGCAGGGGAGUAUAAAAGCGCAAUUGGAUCGUCAAACCGAUAAGGAGCAAUCAACGAGAUUUUACAAUCUCUGGAAGCAAAUAAUCUUCGUGAAAGAUCCAACUUUGGCAUUUUCCUUACUGCCUCAAUCAGUGGUCCCAUUUCCAUUGGCAGAAUCUCAGGCGGCUAUUAUGGUUAAGGUAUUCAGUGGCCAAUUGAAAGUUCCUAAUCAAUCUGAUGAUGAAUUAGAGCCCGAGUUCCUUGCGACGCUUCCAAACUAUCACAAUCUUGCUGACCUAAAGGACCUUGACUAUUAUGAUGAACUUCAGAGUAUUUUAGACCAAACGGGCGGUGAAAAGGAUCCGUUUAAGCCUGUGAAAUGGACCGAUAAAGAUAAACUUAAUAGAGAAAAAUGUGUUGAAGACAAAAAAAAACGUAACAUUUACUUAUCAAAGCUUUCGAGCGACUCAAGGGCACAAAAGAUACCAUACAUCUUGAAACAGUUUGAUCUGUAG
This is a messenger RNA of Zygotorulaspora mrakii, 1326 nucleotides long. RefSeq names its product N,N-dimethylaniline monooxygenase (gene FMO1). Bases 1 to 1326 code for a protein of 441 amino acids. Lineage: Eukaryota; Fungi; Ascomycota; Saccharomycetes; Saccharomycetales; Saccharomycetaceae. Gene Ontology annotation, molecular function: N,N-dimethylaniline monooxygenase activity; flavin adenine dinucleotide binding; NADP binding. The record is from RefSeq and is a predicted model, not a curated record. The transcript has a single exon.